AUGGGUGAGUCAAACAUUUUUUCCAGCACCGGUAUCCCAGUUGAAUCGGCAAAUUCCCACGAUCGUCAAGCGACUCCUUUCGGCCACUGGCGUCUCACCGAGUACCAGGUCAUCGGGCGUCAUCUGCCCACCGAGGCGAACCCCACGCCCAAGCUGUACCGCAUGCGCAUCUUUGCGCCCAACACUGUUGUGGCCAAGUCGCGGUUCUGGUACUUCCUGACCCAGCUCCGUAAGGUCAAGAAGGCCAACGGUGAGAUCGUCAGCCUCAACGUGAUCCACGAGAAGCGCCCCCUCAAGGUCAAGAACUUCGGUAUCUGGCUCCGCUACGACUCCCGCUCCGGCACCCACAACAUGUACAAGGAGUUCCGUGAGAUGAGCAGGACCGAGGCCGUUGAGGCUCUCUACCAGGACAUGGCUGCUCGCCACCGUGCCCGUUUCGGCUCUAUCCACAUCCUCAAGGUCGUUGAGAUCGAGAAGGCCGACUCCAUCCGCCGCCCCUACAUCAAGCAGCUCCUCUCGAAGAACCUCAAGUUCCCUCUGCCCCACCGCUCCGCCAGCGGCAACAAGAAGGUCUUCGCCUACUCUCGUCCUUCUACUUUCGCUUAA
This is a messenger RNA of Aspergillus mulundensis, 606 nucleotides long. RefSeq names its product 60S ribosomal eL20 domain-containing protein. Gene Ontology annotation, biological process: translation. Gene Ontology annotation, molecular function: structural constituent of ribosome. Bases 1 to 606 code for a protein of 201 amino acids. The transcript is spliced from 4 exons. Lineage: Eukaryota; Fungi; Ascomycota; Eurotiomycetes; Eurotiales; Aspergillaceae. Gene Ontology annotation, cellular component: ribosome; cytosolic large ribosomal subunit. The record is from RefSeq and is a predicted model, not a curated record.